Messenger RNA from Toxotes jaculatrix (banded archerfish), 3819 nucleotides. RefSeq names its product calcium release activated channel regulator 2Aa (gene cracr2aa). The transcript has 18 exons. Bases 296 to 2491 code for a protein of 731 amino acids. NCBI's taxonomy places the organism in Eukaryota, Metazoa, Chordata, Actinopteri, Toxotidae. The record is from RefSeq and is a predicted model, not a curated record. Gene Ontology annotation, molecular function: calcium ion binding; GTP binding; GTPase activity.
CUCUCACCAGUUGACACUUGUAAACAGUGAACCUCACGUAAAGCGGAUAAGGCCGAUACAGAGCAAACCAAUGAAUUCCUCCGAGCUGAAUUUCACUUUUCAUUCACCGGUCUCAUCGACUAAUUAAAGAGGUGGUUGCUAAGAGAUGACAAUCUAUGACAUUGGUGAAAGCCUCUGAUGUACAGCAGCCUGAAGCUCGACUUCUCCUGGAUCUUUUUCCUCCACACCUCUGUCUGUACUUGGCUCAUGUGAAGGACACGGGAAGCGCUCUUAUAUCAACAGACUCACAAAUACCAUGGCAGCUUUUACUGCCCCUUGUGCCAUCACCAAUACCACGACCGCCGCGGUGGCCCGGACUGCAUUGCAAAGGCAAAGAAGCAGCGAAGAGGAGGGCAAAUGUGAGAACGGGGACGUGGGACAAAACACCAUCCUGGAGAAAACCCGCGAGUUCUUCCAGAUGUGUGACAUCGAGAACAAGGGCUUCAUCACUCGACGUGACAUGCAGAGGCUGAAUGGCGAGCUCCCUCUCAGUGCAGAGGAGCUGGAGAACGUAUUCGAUACCCUCGAUUCCGACGGCAACGGAUACCUUACCCUUGAUGAGUUCUCCUCAGGCUUCAGUGAGUUUUUAUUUGGCCAGACGAUUUCUGUGGAGGAAAGCAUGGGGGACAAAAACCUGUGUAAGAGCUCGCCAGAGGUCCUGUACCAGACCCAAUGGGAGGAGAGCCUGGCAAGAGGAGAUGAGGAUGAAGAGGAGAAACACUUCUGCAUGUUAAUGGAGAGCCUCGGAGCCAACAGUGUCUUUGAAGAUCCUGCUGAGGUGCGCAGUUUGUGGGCCCAGCUGCGCCGGGAUGAACCACACCUUUUAUCCAAUUUUGAGGACUUCUUGGCCAGAGUGACGUCCCAGAUCAUAGAGGCCAACCAGGAGAAGAGGGAGAUGGAGAGCGCUCUCAAAAGAAAAGCAGCAACACACGAUGAUGAGAUCCAGCGUCUGUAUGAAGAAAUGGAGCAGCAAAUAAAAAAUGAAAAAGACAGGAUUGUGCUACAGGACUAUGAGCGAUUUCUGUCUCGGAGUCAGGAACUGGAGCUGCAGCUGUCCAGUAAAGAGAAAGAGCUGGAACAACUCUUCCAGAAACAGAGAAGGUUGGAGCAUCAGUGCCAGGACCUUCACAGUGAACAACAUGUGACCAAGGUGGAGAAUGUGAAGCUGAAACAGACGAAUGACGAGUUAGCACGGGAGCUGGAUCACACCAGCCAAGAGCUUGUCUUGGCGCAGGAGCAGCUGAGUCUGCUGCAGGAGCAGUCCACACGGCUUCACGAGGAGAAGGAGUUGGAAAUUUACAGACUGACUGAGGGAGUUCAGCGAGAGCGAGCAAGCCUCCUCAAACAACUGGACCUUUUGAGGGAAAUGAACAAACAUUUACGGGAUGAAAGGGACAUGUGCUAUCAGAAUCCAAAGAAUUCCAAGAAAACUCUGAGUUUGAAGCAGACGCCUUUAAUCAGUGCUGUGAAACACUCAAACUCAAAUGUCUUCAAGAGUGGGGAUGAGGAGGAGUUCAUCUCCAGCUCCGCGCGGCAGGACCUAGCCAAUGGGUCAUGCCAGCCAUCUUGCCCGGCAGAGACAAGGGGGCACCUUCAGAGGAUCAUCUCCAUCGAAGAGGACCACCUCCCACACUUGCUCCAGAAUGACUGUCAGGCUCAAUCCCCUCUUCACGAGUGUAGUGAAGGAGAGGAAGUCUCCGACAGUGAGGAGAAUAUAGACUUGGUGAUGAGCGAUAUUUACCCGUGUGCGUCUUCUGCCCAGCAGCAGCAACAGUCAGAGGGAAAUGUGGAGAAAAGGGAAACCCCCACAUCUCCAAGGGGUCAGCCUGUUGGCAAGGAAACCAGCAUAAAUGAGGAAGGCGGCCCCUCGCCUCCUGACCGCCUCUUCAAGAUCGUUCUGGUGGGGAACUCUAGUGUGGGAAAGACCUCCCUCCUUCGACGAUUUUGUGACGACUGCUUCCACCCUGGCACUUCUGCCACUGUGGGUAUAGACUACAGUGUAAAGACAAUAACUGUGGACAACAGCCAGGUGGCACUGCAGAUGUGGGAUACAGCAGGACAGGAAAGGUAUCGAAGCAUCACCAAACAGUUCUUUCGCAAGGCUGACGGUGUUGUUGUGAUGUAUGACAUCACAGCCGAGCAGAGCUUCACCGCUGUCAGGCAGUGGCUGACAAGUGUAAAGGAGGGUGCAGGCGAGGACAUUCCCAUCAUGCUUUUGGGAAACAAAACAGACAAGGAGAUUGAAAGACAAGUCCAGAAGGGAGUGGGUGACAGACUAGCCAAGGACUGCCAUAUGACUUUCUAUGAGUGCAGUGCGUGCUCCGGACACAACGUGAUGGAGUCCAUGGUUCAUUUGGCCAGAAUUCUGAAGGAACAAGAGGACAGAGAAAAGGAGAAGACUGUCAUGCUGGUCAGCAGCCCCCCAGAGAAGAAGAGAUCCUGCUGCGGUUGAACAGUAAACACACACACAGUAACACUACCCUUUACUAAGAUACACAAUGUGAUAGUGUGACCACAUGUGUCAGUGAGGAAAUGUCAGCACAACUGCUUUUUGGCCACUCUUCAGCUUUGUAGCAAUCUGGGUAAAACCAACACCAGAAUAUACUGUUGUGUUGUCACAGAUGUUAUUGCACUAUUAUAACAAUCCACUAUAGAUGAUUUCCCAAGGAACUAGUUGCAGUUUGCAAAUAACCUCAUAUUUAUAUUUUAUGAAGAUGUAGUUAAAUAAUAAUAUAAACAAUAAUGUAAGAAAAGUUCAAAUGUUCCCUUUGAGGGUUAGAUAUUAGAACAACUGAACAAAUCUGUCCCUUUUUAAUCAAACUAAGACUUUUUUUUUUUUUAAAUGUAGGAUAUUUCCUCAAACUCUGCCUGUAUAUCUCAGAUAUUUAUUUAGCUUCCAAAGGCCCUUUAUCCGUCACAUUUGGGCAUUUUACUGUAUGUAUUAAUAUAUUAAUUCAGUGUUAUGUGUAACUUUUUAUCUGUUUUGCUUCUUCACAUUUUGGGCACAAAUAUGACAUGGACACAGUCACUUGAACAACUGUAAAAUGUGAUUCAUUAACAAAACGUUUGGUGUUCACUUCUUGUUGAUGUCAUGUCCGGAGAGGCUUUUAUUUCAUUUUGUGGUAACUUGGGCCAAGAUAUCUCAGGUGGUGUUAUGUUGUGUUGUAGAGGUGUCUCAGUUUUUUCACCCGGUGAACAAAAAACACUAACUGUCAUACAGAAGUAAUAUAUUUCCACCGAAUAAACAAAAAAUGUUCAUCAUUUGUAGUUCAAAUGAAAAUGAUUAGCUUCAACUGUACUAUCUCUUCCAGGGUGGUUAUGUUUAAUAGCAUUGUAUUUUACAGGUAUUCAUGUUAUUUUGCCCACUCCAUUCAAAUCGUACAGUUAGUAAUUUAUAAUUUUGAGUUGUUUUUGUUGUACAGGAGGUUGUUAGCCUGGGAAGUUGACUCAGUUGUGUUGUACCUGGGAGACAAUACUAAUUCCCCCCUAACAGACCAAAGGAAGUUAAAUAUUUAUUUCAUAUCACUUUAAUCUGCCUCAGUGCCAAGUAUUUAAUAAAAAUAGCGUCACUGUAACAUGUUAAGUAAAUAUUCUGGAUAUUACAGGAAAGUCACAGUUGUAGAGGUUUUGGUCAAAAGUUCAGAUUUAACUAUUUGAUAUUGCACUAUAAUCACUUAAUAGUGCAUCACUACUGCCAGUGUCUUGCACAUCACUUUAAUGUAUAUAUAAAAAUGUAAAUAGGAUAAAAGAAAUUAAUAAAUAAAGAUUUGUUUAUCUGUG